Molecule: messenger RNA, 1446 nt
Organism: Etheostoma cragini (Arkansas darter)
Lineage: Eukaryota; Metazoa; Chordata; Actinopteri; Perciformes; Percidae
Product: zinc finger and SCAN domain-containing protein 2-like
Exons: 4
Coding region: 1-1446 (481 amino acids)
Biological process (GO): regulation of transcription by RNA polymerase II
Molecular function (GO): DNA-binding transcription factor activity; RNA polymerase II cis-regulatory region sequence-specific DNA binding
Source: RefSeq, a predicted model, not a curated record
AUGGGCGGUCCCCUAAGAAACAAAACCAACAACGGCUGUGUCAUCGGAGGACUUCUGGAUGUGGCAGAUCCUCUUUCUUGUGUUGUUGUCCCUCCAGAGCUCCCACAGCAACAUGUCUGUAAGGAGGAGGAGGUUCUCUCAGACCAGCACCUCUGGAUUCAGGAGAGGAACUCCAGUCUGGACCAAGAGGACCCAGAGCCUCCACAGAUUAAAGAGGACCAGGAGGACCUGUGCACCAGUCCGGAGGGAGAGCAGCUUGUCCUGAAGAUGGAGACUGAGACCUUUAUGUUGACUCCUACUUCUGAGGAAAGGGACCACAGUGAAGGCCAGACUCUGAACUUCAGUCCUGAUGGUGACCCUCUAAGGGCAGCAGAGAAAGAGUCUAUAGUCCACAUGCCGGUUCUAACCUCUGUGGUGUCAGCAGCAAACAGGGACCACCAGCUCCUCUCUCACACCUCUCAUGAAGCUGAGAGCCCAGACCAGAAAGGAGGCCAGCAUGGAGACUCAGGACCAGCUAGAAAUGCAGAGCCAGAACCAAAGAAGAGACAACGCAAGACCAGAAGUCUCAGCAACAACGUAGACAACACUAACACCUCAGAGACUCACCCUGAUACCCAGACAGAGCUCCCACAGCAACAUGUCUGCAACUCUCAUGAAGCUGAGAGCCCAGACCAGAAAGGAGGCCAGCACGGAGACUCAGGACCAGCUAGAAAUGCAGAGCCAGAACCAAAGAAGAGACGACGCAAGACGAGAAGACUCAGCAACAACGUAGACAACACUAACACCUCAGAGACUCACCCUGAUACCCAGACAGGUAAACAGUCCUUCAGAUGUCCCACAUGUGGGAAAGACUUUACGCGUAAUUCAACAUUGAAGACACACCUGAGGACCCACACAGGUGAAAAGCCGUAUUCUUGCCAAACCUGCGGAAAGAAUUUCAGCCGUAGGUUUUCCUUGUCGGCCCACGUGAGAAGCCAUACUGGCGAGAAGCUGUUCUCUUGUAAAACAUGUGGAAAAGAUUUAAUAAGCAACAGUGCCUUGAUCCAGCACAUGAGAAUCCACACGGGGGACAAGCCGUUCGCCUGCAAGACCUGCGGCAAAAGACACCAUCAAGGGUCGGCGUUGAUAAGGCACAUGAGAACUCACACGGGGGAGAAGCCGUACCCCGGCAAGACCUGCGGGAAAGGGUUCAGGCGCAAGGACGUUUUCAACGUCCACGUUAGAAUCCACACCGGGGAGAAGCCGUACGGCUGCAAGACCUGCAGCAAGAGGUACCAUGACGACUCAGCGUUACAGAGGCACAUGAGAACUCACACGGGGGACAAGCCGUACUCCUGCAAGACCUGCGGGAAAGGGUUCAGGCGUAAGGACGUUUUCAACGUGCACAUGAGAAUCCACACCGAUCCAGUCCGAAACCAGCUGUGGAUGUUCGUCAUCAAGUUCUAG